Messenger RNA from Colletotrichum navitas, 844 nucleotides. RefSeq lists its product as uncharacterized. The transcript has 2 exons. Bases 364 to 690 code for a protein of 108 amino acids. The record is from RefSeq and is a predicted model, not a curated record. Lineage: Eukaryota; Fungi; Ascomycota; Sordariomycetes; Glomerellales; Glomerellaceae.
UGCUUCUUCUCUCCCCCAGACAGUUACGCGCAUAUCCUCUGACAGGCUCCCCUUGGCAGGGCCAAGCGUAGCCACAGUCUAUGUCCCUUGCAGGAACCAGCGUUUCCUCCAGCUAGCUAGUAUUUCCCGCGGCACGGCUCGGGUUAGUGCGGAGUGUACCGAGCACGAAAACAGGGACCAGUUUGCCCCCAAACCCCUUUUCCUCGCGGUGAUGCGUCCUCGUGGCCAUUGGUACCUGGACAAGGGUUCAAAAAGAAAGGGGAAUGGUUGAGCCCCCCUUCCCCCCUCAUGAAAUCAAGAUUCGGUGGCUGCCCUGUGUUACGAUGCAAAUAGAUUGCCGCCUGUCAUCUCCACGAUUAGGCAAUGCGAGGAAAACAGUUUGGCGUGGUUUUUUCUUUCCUUUUUCCUUUUUGCGCCGGUGGAACUUGGCAUACCUGUUGGUGGCGUUCUGGGCAGGGGGUUGAGAAUGAUUGCUUGUCUAUCUUGCUUCUGCUGGUUCAGACACGGCUUGGGACACCCACCCAAGAAGACUUCGAUGACUCGAGCGGCCAGCACCUACUCCGUCUUUCCGGUCUGGGCAAUACAUGUUCACCUUCAUAUGGGAUGCUUGGCAUGAAAGAAAAGGGAGGGCAUAUUGGGGGACGGGCGAUAAUAGCGGGUGGGGGACAGUACGAACAGUGUGUGCUUUGAGUCUUUGUUGUUCCUUUAAAGACCGAGUCUGCGUCUUUGAAAUCUCCGAUCUUGAAGAGGGUAAUUGUUUAUGGGUCUUUGAAAAGUUUGACUGGCUUCACGUUUGCAACGCUCACCUCCUAAGCUUGAUCGUUGUCUUUGGACAUUCAGACGC